This is a messenger RNA of Penaeus vannamei (Pacific white shrimp), 747 nucleotides long. NCBI's taxonomy places the organism in Eukaryota, Metazoa, Arthropoda, Malacostraca, Decapoda, Penaeidae. The record is from RefSeq and is a predicted model, not a curated record.
AUGAUUGCCUUUGAACUCUUCAACAAUGGGCAUAACAAAUGCCUUCUGACUAAUGUAUCAACGGGAGUGACUGACACAUUCUGUCAGCAAAGGGAGAAUAUACCGAUACGGACACAACUAAAGCUAAUUAUUGGAAAUCUCAAGAGACGCCUGGCCAUGAAGGGACACUUGGCCAGAGUUGCCAUCAUCGCCUCACUUCACCUUGUCUCCGCGAAUUACCAGCAAGAACCCGAGGAGGUGGUGUUCGACUGGUCCUCCUGGUGGAGCUACGACGGGAUCUCCGGCCCUGGCUUCUGGGGCAUCAUCAACCGGCGCUGGAGGCUCUGCAGCGACGGCAGGAGGCAGUCGCCCGUUGACCUCGCCACCGCCGCCGUCGUCUACGAUCACACGCUGUCCCGGCUCGACCUCGCCUCCCAUAAGAUCGACGGCACCCUCUCCAACACGGGCUUCGGACUCCGGUGGACAGCCAACGCGGGGCAGACGUGGGGCGUGACGGGCGGGCCUCUCCACUACGCCCACACCCUCACCCACGCCGUCCUCAGGUGGUCCAACGCCUCGCCGGCCACGUCCACGGUCGGGUCGGAGCACAGCAUCGAGGGCCAGUUCUUCCCGGCGGAGAUUCAACUUUACUUCUACAACAGCGACUUGUAUCAGAAUUUUAGCCAAGCUCUUGAUAAGCCCAAUGGCGUCUUGGGAGUUUCUGUUCUAUUGAAGGGACGCAUAGCCGCCUACUUCCUUCGCUUCUAA